Molecule: messenger RNA, 2305 nt
Organism: Lotus japonicus
Lineage: Eukaryota; Viridiplantae; Streptophyta; Magnoliopsida; Fabales; Fabaceae
Product: sister chromatid cohesion 1 protein 1
Exons: 20
Coding region: 169-2010 (613 amino acids)
Biological process (GO): replication-born double-strand break repair via sister chromatid exchange; mitotic sister chromatid cohesion; synaptonemal complex assembly
Cellular component (GO): synaptonemal complex; cohesin complex
Molecular function (GO): chromatin binding; protein binding
Source: RefSeq, a predicted model, not a curated record
AUAGAAAGAAGAGUUCUAGAGUGUUGUAUCGUGGUGCGUUUCGCAUUGCUCAAUUUCACACUCUUCUUCUUCCUUUCAUCAAUUUUGAACUUCAACACAAACUCUGAAUCAUCCUCUUGCUAGUUGCAGUUACAGAUCGUUGUUGCAGUUUCUCUCGUCGCUGCGAAAAUGUUCUACUCUCACCAGCUUCUUGCAAGAAAAGCACCACUCGGCCAAAUCUGGAUGGCUGCGACUAUGCACGCUAAGUUAAACCGAAGGAAGCUAGAUAAGCUCAAUAUCAUCAAGAUCUGUGAAGAGAUUCUGAAUCCAUCGAUUCCUAUGGCUCUUAGGCUUUCUGGAAUUCUCAUGGGAGGAGUGGUAAUUGUCUAUGAGAGGAAAGUGAAGCUCCUAUAUGAUGAUGUUACGCGUUUUCUGGUUGAGAUAAACGAAGCCUGGAAGGUAAAGACACUCCCAGUCCCAGAUCCUAAUAUGCUCCCCAAAGGAAAAUCUCAAGCCAAGAAAGAGGCAAUCACUCUGCCAGAGAACCAAGAGAUAAAUGUGGGAGAAAUUGAACAGUCCCUUAAUUAUUCCAACACAGCCACUGGAAUGGCGUUUCAACAUUCCGCAUAUUUUACCAUGCGACUUGAUACCGUGGAUGUGGAUGAACCCUACACUGGUAAUGGAGCAAGAGAGGAUGAAGACCCAUCUGGACAUCUCCAUCAAGCUGCUGCGGAGAAUAUUACAUUAUUUGAACGUUUUGAAUCAUUCCAAGCUAAUGAGGAACUAUACAAUCGAUUCGAGAGGUUUGAUAUUGAAGGAGAUGAGGAAACGCGGCUAAAUGCAACUUCAGGAGAUUACACUCAAAUUCCAACAACGCUUAUACCCUCCCCACCUCAUCAAGAUGACCCAAAGAGAGAUGAUAUAAUUCAGGACCAAGAUCAAGAACAUCCAGUAAUUCAGCAAAAUGAAGAAAAGGAAGUUAAAAAGGAACCUAGAAGGCGAGGGCCAGCUAAAAGGAAAAGAGGACAACCAGAGGCAAACACAAUGGAUUAUGAGCACACCAUAAUUCCUGUUCAUUUAUACCAGCACUGGCUUCAAAAUGCUUCUGAUAUUGUCACCCGAAGAGGAAGAAAGAAAAAGCGAACUGAUAUCAUGGCUUCAACAAAGGUAGCUGACCUCAUGAAGAUUCCACCCGUUGUGCUAAUUUGUAAUUUAUUUACGCCUGAAAAUAAAGAUAUAUAUUAUCCAGCACCUCUUAUUGACUUAUGGGUUAAGAGCACUGAACCACCCCAUGAUUCUCCUUCAGAAAGGGUUUCAGCUCACCAUCCUCCAGAGCCAUCAUUUUCAUCACCUCCGGCAAGGCAUAAUGAAGAUUUCGUGCCGUUUGAAGAUUUUGACAAUAGGCUAGACAGCCAGUUUCUGGUACCUCCAAUAGAGAAGCUGCGGAACAAUGAGCAAGAUACUGAAAUUCUCAUGGACGAACUCCGGGCUAACCUUGGUCACGGCUUGAGAGUGCCUGAAACUACUCCCCAUGUCUCGUCAGGGAAAUCUGGAGUCAGCGUGCAUUCCUUUCUAGGAUCAGUAUCUGAACAUGGUCUUUCCUCGCAUUCUGGCGCUGAUAAAGGAAGAUUCACAAAGAAAAGACGUUCAUCAUCUGGAAACAGCAGUGUUGGCCUUGAGCCAGUGGCUGAGAAUGCAAAUUUCAAGUUAGCUAGGCUGUCUGAAGUAGGUGAUCCUACACCUGAUCAAGAACUACUUGUGGAAACAGGACCAACGCAAAAAACACAAGUAAACAUCAAUCAUCCUAAUGACAAGAUAGCUGACUCAAUCCAAGCGCAGAUGAGAGCACAUUUCAGCACACCUGGAGCUCCUCAAGUCGAAUCCCUUGAUAUUCUAGCUGCUGGAAUGACCAGGAAAUCAGCAGCCCUCUUUUUCUAUCAAACUUGUGUGCUUGCUACCCGUGGUGCCCUGAAAGUUGUGCAAAAGGAGCCCUAUGCGGAGAUUCUGAUCUCUAGAGGAUCAAAAAUGUGAUGAAGGUUUGGUUUUCUCCUCAUACAUGUUUCUGAAAAUUUGCAUCCUCUCAUUUGAAGUCUUGAAUGUAAAGAGCAUUAUGUAGCUUCUUUCCUUUAACAGCAGGUGGCAUUGAUGUUUAAUUUAGGAAACCAUAGCAUCCCUCUCCCCCCAUAUGCAGUCAUGAGUUGCAACAUACUCCUUCUAUAUAUACCUAACUUGUCUUUUUUUUUUCCGCAUCAUUAUCAUUAUACAUGUCUAGAUUAUGCAAAUAGCAACUGCUAGGGUUUAAAAUGUAAUCAGAACUUUUCUUCUU